Molecule: messenger RNA, 2558 nt
Organism: Trifolium pratense (red clover)
Lineage: Eukaryota; Viridiplantae; Streptophyta; Magnoliopsida; Fabales; Fabaceae
Product: zinc-finger homeodomain protein 6-like
Exons: 1
Coding region: 445-1296 (283 amino acids)
Biological process (GO): regulation of DNA-templated transcription; regulation of developmental process
Cellular component (GO): nucleus
Molecular function (GO): transcription cis-regulatory region binding; DNA-binding transcription factor activity
Source: RefSeq, a predicted model, not a curated record
AUUUCUUUUUACUUAGAUUAGAUUAGAUUAGAUUACAUAGAUAGAUAUCCACCAAAAAUAUUUAUCCUAUAUAUUCUCUAUUUAAUUUCCCCCCUUUUUCCGAAAUUCAUUUUUCCCCAAAAAAACAAAAUAAACCAAUAUUCCAAUUCCAAUUCCAAUUAGUGGUCCUAUAUAAACAGUUAAAGCACACUUCCUUAGAUUUGUAAGAAUAGGACUAAUUAGUGAAAUUUGGGUUGGUGGGAGUAUCAGAAUAACCACAAAAAUCAAACAAUAACAGUAACACUUUACUACUACUACGACUAAUCAUAUAUAUCUUUCUUUAUUUCUAUAGCUUAUUCUCCUAUUAGAUGGGAUUAUUUAGGGUUUAACAUCCACAAAAACCACUGAUUAUAAUCUAAGUGUGAUUAUUAAUUCUAAUUUAGAUCUCAAACACACACACACCUAAUGGAAACAAACAUGUCAACAACAACUUUAGGUUACAAUAAAAAUUCUUCUUCUUCUUCACCACCUCAACAAGUUCACACAUUAAUCUUCAAUAAUCAAACUCAAAUUUCACAUAAUAAUCUUCAUCCAACAAUCACAGAUCCAGAUCUAACCGUUACAACAACAAUACCACCACCACCACCACCACCACCAGAACCACCACAACAACAACAGCAGGAACAAACAAAAACAUGUUACCGUGAAUGUCUGAGAAACCAUGCUGCAAGCAUGGGAAGCCACGUGGUAGAUGGAUGUGGAGAAUUCAUGCCAAGUGGUGAAGAAGGUUCACCACAAUCCUUCGUAUGCGCCGCUUGUAACUGUCACCGGAAUUUCCAUCGAAAACAUUUUCAACAACUUCAUCAACAACAUCAACAACAAACACAAAAUGUUCAAAAUGUUGAAAAUGUUCAUAAUGUUCAUAAUUUUCAUACACCUUCAUCAUCAUCACAAAGAUUUUCACAUGCUAAUUCACAACAAGCAAUUAUUGUUCCACCUUUGAUGAUGAAUUUUGGAUCAGGAGCAGCAGAAUCAUCAAGUGAAGAUCUAAAUAUCUCAGGUGGAGAAUUUUCAAUUCAGAAUCAGCAGAAGAAACCGGCGUUGAAGAAGCGGAUAAGGACGAAAUUCUCGCAGGAACAAAAGGAUAAGAUGAUGGAGUUUGGUGAAAAAAUUGGAUGGAAGAUUCAGAAACAUGAUGAACAUGAAGUUCAACAGUUUUGUUCACAAGUUGGUAUUAAGAGACAAGUUUUUAAAGUUUGGAUGCAUAAUAACAAACAAGCUAUGAAGAAACAACAACAACAACAACAACAAAUGUAAGGUUAAUUAACUCAUUUCAUUUUUUGUUCAUGUUGUUUCAAAAAUAAUAGAAGGAAAAGGAAUAAGAAUAGCAUAUUAAAUGAAUAAAAAUUAGAUUAGAUGUUCAUAUAUUUUAAGACAAUAGUAGUAGUAGUAGAAUCUAAUAUGUUUGAAUUUGCAAUGAAAUUAUCAGAAUCACACUGAAUUAAUGCAAGUUUUACAAAAACUACAUUUUCGAAAUUCAACUAAGUGAUAUAUUUACUCUAAUUUCGUCGAACUCAUCGUUCAUCCACCUAUGAUUGGUAUAUUCAAUUACAAUGUGUGGUCUAGUCCAAAUUUUUAACCAAACACAUUUAUUAUAUUUUAUUUGUUUUUUUUUUUAAAAAAAAAAACGACAUAUGUUAGUGCGUUAAUUUGUUAAUUUUUGUUGGAGGUGAGAAUUGAAUCUGAGACCACUCUCAUCGUUUCACUCUUUAACUCUUCCACUUCAGCCACCAAACCAAUCCGGAUUUUUAGUUAUAUUAAUAUGAAAAUAUGCAUUGAUUCUUAGUUUCUCACCCCUUUAUUCCUUUUCAGUGACUAGCCAUUUUGUUCUUAGAGUAGACAUUUGAGAGAAAGAAGAAAAAUAAGAGGGAUGAGGACAAAUUUAUUAUAACGCUUUAUUAUGUUGUUUGUUAUAACUAACUAAGGAUUAGGGUACUAUUUGUAGGUUGUAACAAUAUUUGAUUUGAUGCGUAAUGUUUGAGAACUAUAUUUUUUAAUAUAAUGGGGGCCUUGGUUCUUGAACCUAUUGGGUUUCUAUGGUAAUCAAUGUUGAAGAAAAUUGGAUCCCACCACAAUUUUGUACUUCAUAUAGGACAACACCGAAACAUGAUUUUAGGAGACAACAUCUGUUCUUUUCUCGAAUUUGAUUAAAGUUUAUAUAUUGUCUCUAUAUGAGUAAGAUGAAGAAAUAACUAAAAUGAUUACAAAUGAACAAGGAUGAAAAAUGGUGGAGGGGACUCAUCAUAUUUAUUUGUCCAUUGUACAUCUUGCAGAUGGUGAAAGUAAAUUAUUUUUUGUCAUUUUGUUUUGUGUGAGAAAUUUAUGAGAUCUGAUGAGAGUGGUCAUCAUCAUGAUAGCCAGAAAGUAAUAAGCUCAAUCAGUUUCUAAAUCGAAUGAACCAUUGAAAUCUAUUAUUAUGAAUGUUAUUAAGUAUAGUGGUAUUGAAGUUAUGUUGUAGUCUUACAUUAUGAGGAUUUAUUUCUAGGUCGUGUUGUACCUGUACAUGUGUUUAAAUGUCU